This is a messenger RNA of Aspergillus sclerotioniger CBS 115572, 2076 nucleotides long. Its product is annotated as F-box protein. The coding region runs from base 1 to 2076 and encodes 691 amino acids. Gene Ontology annotation, molecular function: protein binding. The record is from RefSeq and is a predicted model, not a curated record. NCBI's taxonomy places the organism in Eukaryota, Fungi, Ascomycota, Eurotiomycetes, Eurotiales, Aspergillaceae. The transcript has a single exon.
AUGCCGCUUCGACGCCCAGCGGCUAAUACUUUACCGGCGGAGAUAUUGCUACAGAUAUUUCACAGGCUAGCACCACGAGAUUUCGACAACGCGAGGAGGACGUGCUCCCAGUGGAUGCGUGUUAGCCUAGACCAGGAUUUGCUGCAAAGAAUGCUCAAACGAGCGGGUUGGUGGGACUCCUGGUUACGGGACUAUCAAAGCUCAAGCCCUGUAGUGGGCGAGGAAGAAAGCUUGGUGUGGAAGAUGAGCAAACGCUUUGCCACAGAGUGCCUCUUGUCUGGGCGGAAAGUCAAUGUGGAAAGACUGGGGUUCCUUACAACCGCCGUUGUCGACUUCUCUCAACUAUCUCACAGGGAGCGUGCUGCGGAGUUUCGACGCCUAUCUCAACCUGUCAUCGCAGAAAUCGAGCCUGCAAGUUUCGAUGCAACUAAACAAUUUCACGUCAGCAAUUGUGGAACAUACUUGCUGCUGACAUCGAGUCGUACGAUUUUUGUUUACCGUCUACUCACCAGGACGGCUGGUUCCAGUACCAGGGACGAUGCAGACGUCGCUCUUGUGGCAAGAAUUACCUGUCCUGCCGAAGUUCUGGCAACCACAAUUGACACUAGCACUUCAAAGUUGGCUGUCGCUGCAUUGCUGCAUAAUCGUCUAGGCAUGGUAUGCGACCUUGUUCCGGCUAAAGGUGAACCUUCUGUCGCCCGUGCGAAGUAUACCAUGGAGCUGGCCUCUCGACAUUUCAUCUACAAUGUAUGCUCCGCGCAUGACCCACCCCGGAGUGUGUCAAUUUGUCCUGGUCGUCGCUGCUUAGCUUUCGGGUCGGGGACCGGGUUCGAGCUGCGUUGGAUUGACGGGCAGACUAAUCAAGACUGCCGUAAACAGUUCCCUAUGUCGCAACCAUCCGAGAUUCUUCAUUUCUUCCCCGGUCGACCUAGUUUGCCAAGGGAACUUCGCAUCAUAUCCUCAUUGGCCGGUCCAGGUCUGCCUGGGUGCAGUUGUCGCAGUGUGCCCCAUGGUGGCGAGCGACUAAAAUGCCCGUUCCACCUCCUGGCUGACGUCCAAUCUCUUACUCGGUGGGAUCCACAGCAUAAUGGAGACUCCAGCUUGGUGAGGGCAACGCAUUGUCAUAACUAUCGUGCUAUUCCCGUCAACGAUGGUCUGCAUGUCCUCUACGUUGAGCCCCGCACAGGCCAUCUCUGCAUCGGGUCCGACGCUCCCAUCGGCGGGCCAACAAGCCUCACAAAGGUAUUCGUUUGCGUUCCUCCACCCAGCAACAGCGUGUCUGACGGUAUCAAGGAGGGUAUGGUUCCGACCGUCUUUGCGGCGGGGUCGGACCUAAACUGGGGCUUGCGUGUAGUCGCUGCCUAUCAGGACAGACUUGUCCUAUAUUCCGUGCCAUUGGAUGUCUUCAACGUCAUCCGAAAGGAGCGUGAGAGACAGGGUGACGGAGUCAUGGGCGACAGCGACCUGGCUAGGGACUGGUUCCUUGACAAUCAAAGGUCGCGAAAGCGCCGAGACAGUCUAGUUCAGAACCAGAAUGGCGACUGGGAGUUCCUUCUCAGCGUCAGUUAUCGGCCCACGGCCAUAAUGUGGCCGUUUCAGAUCUACGGCAAGGAAAUUGGACGAGUUAAUGACGUGGUAGAGCUGGCUCUCCAGUCGUCCAAUGGUGGUGCCCGCAUCUGGGCGUUUGAUGCAUCAGGUAAAACGAACGUCAUUGACGUGGAUACCUUCACCUCGACUGCCCAGCCAGCUGCAGAGAUUCCUUGCAAAUUUGUCUCCGUUGGAUCUGAUGGUGAUGUCGCCCCUGUACAAUUCAUUGAUAGGAGCGAUCUUGAAGCUGCACCGCAGCCCUCGCGCAAGCGGAAGCAUUAUGACCAAGAGGACUUUGGCAGCCAACAUACGGGCGCCCAUUGGCUUCCUUUUUCUAUGCUAAAAGAGGAAGAACAGCCAGGUCUUUCUCAACUCAUGACCGCGGCAGCAAAACGGCGUGCUUCUUUCGCUGCAUGCAUUGUUGAUCUCAACAUCCCGGAAUUGAGUGCUCGGGAGGGACCAUGGGUGGAAGAUGUCAGUGUGAUGUAA